CAAUUAGACGGCCCCCUUGGGCGGGAGGCGUGGGUCGCUCCAUAAAGCGGCGCGGAGCUGUCACCCCGCGAGCAAGCUGCGCACCAUCCAGGCCGGAGCCAGCGCCGCAGACUCGGGCGCCUCGGGCCAGGGAGUGCAGAAGAGCCAUGGCCACCACCAACGGGACCGUGGAGAACGGGCAGCCGGACAGGAAGCCGCCUGCCCUGCCGCGCCCCGUCCGCAGCCUGGAGGUCAAGUUUACCAAGAUAUUCAUCAACAAUGAAUGGCACGAAUCCAAGAGUGGAAAAAAGUUUGCCACAUAUAAUCCUUCAACUCUAGAAAAAAUAUGUGAAGUAGAAGAAGGAGAUAAGCCCGACGUGGACAAGGCAGUGGAGGCCGCACAAGCCGCCUUCCAGAGGGGCUCCCCGUGGCGCCGCCUGGAUGCGCUGGGCCGUGGCCGGCUGCUGAAUCAGUUGGCUGACCUUGUGGAGAGGGACCGCACCGUCUUGGCUACCCUGGAAACGAUGGACACAGGGAAACCAUUCCUUCAUGCCUUUUUCAUCGACCUAGAGGGCUGUGUGAAAACCCUCAGAUACUUUGCAGGGUGGGCUGACAAAAUACAGGGACGGACCAUCCCCACAGAUGACAACGUUGUAUGUUUCACCAGGCAUGAACCUAUAGGUGUGUGUGGAGCCAUCACUCCGUGGAACUUCCCUCUGCUGAUGCUGGUGUGGAAGCUGGCCCCGGCUCUCUGCUGUGGGAACACCGUAGUUGUGAAGCCGGCGGAGCAGACCCCCCUCACGGCCCUUUAUCUGGGCUCUCUGAUCAAGGAGGUCGGAUUCCCUCCAGGAGUGGUCAACAUCGUGCCAGGAUUUGGGCCCACGGUGGGAGCAGCCAUGUCUUCUCACCCUCAGAUCAGCAAGCUAGCCUUCACGGGGUCUACAGAGGUUGGAAAGUUGGUUAAAGAAGCCGCCUCCCGGAGCAAUCUGAAGAGGGUGACACUGGAGCUUGGGGGCAAAAACCCCUGUAUCGUGUGUGCUGAUGCCGACCUGGACUUGGCGGUGGAGUGCGCCCAUCAGGGAGUGUUCUUCAACCAAGGUCAGUGCUGCACGGCCGCCUCGAGGGUGUUCGUGGAGGAGCAGGUGUAUGCCGAGUUCGUCAGGCGGAGCGUGGAAUAUGCCAAGAAACGUCCCGUCGGAGACCCCUUCGACGUCAGAACGGAACAGGGGCCCCAGAUUGACCAAAAGCAGUUUGACAAAAUCCUCGAUCUGAUCGAGAGUGGGAAGAAGGAGGGAGCCAAACUGGAAUGUGGGGGUUCGGCUAUGGAAGACAGGGGGCUCUUCAUUAAACCCACGGUCUUCUCAGAAGUUACUGACACCAUGAGGAUUGCCAAAGAGGAGAUUUUUGGACCAGUGCAGCCAAUACUGAAGUUCAAAAAUAUCGAAGAAGUGAUAAAAAGGGCAAAUAGCCUUGAAUAUGGACUCACAGCAGCCGUGUUCACAAAAAACCUCGACAAGGCCCUGAAGCUGGCUUCUGCGUUGGAGUCUGGAACAGUCUGGAUCAAUUGCUAUAAUGCCAUCUACGCACAGGCUCCAUUUGGUGGCUUUAAAAUGUCAGGAAAUGGCAGAGAACUUGGUGAAUAUGCACUGGCUGAAUACACAGAAGUGAAAACGGUCACCAUCAAACUCGAUGACAAGAGCCCCUGAGGGAACGACGGGCUCCUGCCUCAAACGUUGGACAGCCGAAUGUGGCAGAUCAAACUUGCCGAAGAAAACGUGCAUUGCCCGCCUUCCUGGGUCACUUUGUUGUGGAGACUUUACAUCUACUGGAUUUGAACGAUUUUUCUUUUCCUCUCACACUCCUGUGUUAUUGACCAUUAUGUUGUGUGUGAAAUUGUAGUCCUGCCUGGGGGUGGAGCUAUUGGCCGUUUCUGUGUUUCCCUUUCAACCAGGUCCCCAGGGACAGUAAAGAGGCUCAGGGUGUGGCCAACGGGAAGUGGCAUUUCAAGUAUCCAGCGGUCACUUACAAAUGUUUUGCUGGCUCUGACUCCAGUAAGAACUUGGAAAAACUCCCGGGUUGUUCUGCAAACAGAGCCCUGCACCUGUGGCUUCCUCAGGGUCACCUGCCCACAGAACAAGCCCCUCCCAGCAUUCAGUGGGAAAGAAACAGCGUUAAGUUAAAAACAAAAACAAAAGCAGGACUGUGAGGAGCCAAAGUGGGGAGUUCUGGGGAGUCCAGUACUAUGGAAGGGUACUGAAGGUCUUGGGUGUGAAUGGGCGUGCGUCUUCAAGGACUGCAUCUCGACAUUGACCAUGGGACUCAGCUCAAAAACCAGUGUUCCUUUUGGAAUAUGAUCGAAUCAGCGCCCAAAAUGCUUAUCUAAAACUAUGUCACGGUCGACCUUAACCAAGGCACUUUCUUAGGCAGAGAACAUCGCUGGUGUCACCAUUGCUGCUAAGGACCCAGUGCUCUGACACUACAAGAGCAUAGCCAAUGCUAGGAUAAUUAACUCUCGUGUUUGACAAAUCAGAGCCACACUCCGCUUUUACGGAAUAUCAAUUUCUACCUUGCAUUAAUGGUUUAUGAUCAGCCUAUGUAGUUUUCUUUUUCUCCAGUUUGGUUAUCUGUUUUAGACUAGCAAAACAUACACAACUGGAAAGGCCACUGGCCGUUGUUUAAAUACAGCCUGGCUUUUUUAAAGUCCUAUUUUGAUAUUAAUUAGUGAUUAAUUAACAAAUAACACCCAGACUCCGUGGAAGAACUGGGUCUCCUACUACAGUGGCCUGAGUACUGCACUAACAUGUUGCGAAAUUUUCUUUUCCUGUGUGUGCAAAUGCUGUGCAAUUCCAAGUUUUAAAGCGUUCCCAGAUAGCUUUUAAAAAACGAAAACCAAACGUAACUGCGUUAUUUGGAUACUUUUACCGUUACUAACUAGUACUUUUCUAAUGGUGCUUAUGUUUGGGAAUUAAAUUAUGUUUGAGAAUUAAAUUGGGGGGAGGGCAAUAAUACAAUGAAAAUUGACAUCAAAAGCAGUGUACGGAUGAAGAAAGUCCUAUGUGAAAUGGGUUUAUCAUUCUUGUCAGAAAUAGGCAAUACGCUAUUCACCUUCUCUGCAUCAGUUAACACAUCACUUAAACUGUCAGCAACUUUCUAAGUCAGGAUUUGACUUCAGACACUGAAUUUUCAGGAUUUUAUCUCAAGCAACUUUAGACACUAACCUUGAUAGUAAUACAUUAGAGGGUUCUUAAUCUUCUGUUGUAUAAUAAUGCCUUUAAUAUGAAACGCUACAUUAUUUAUAAUUGGUAUAGUUAAUGUAUCUUUUUAUAGUUGUAAGUAAACAGAGGUGGUAUAUUUAACCUUCUGUAAUAUACUGUAUUUAGAAAUGGAAAUCUAUAUAGUAUUAGAUUUCACUUCUUUUAAGGUUUACUCCUGUGGUAUGGUUUUAAAAAAUCUAUUGGCCUGGGAAUUCCGACCCUAACUGCAGAUUGUGUUCAACAACGCAACGAUGAUAAAAUAAAAUUGGAUAUUUGACAAA
Leopardus geoffroyi (Geoffroy's cat) is the source of this 3514-nucleotide messenger RNA. It is a transcript of the gene ALDH1A3, whose product is annotated as aldehyde dehydrogenase 1 family member A3. Lineage: Eukaryota; Metazoa; Chordata; Mammalia; Carnivora; Felidae. Gene Ontology annotation, molecular function: aldehyde dehydrogenase (NAD+) activity. The coding region runs from base 147 to 1685 and encodes 512 amino acids. The transcript is spliced from 13 exons. The record is from RefSeq and is a predicted model, not a curated record.